AUGGGUCGUCGCCGAAGUAGUAACAAGCCUCCACCAAGGCGGAAAGCUAUUGUCCCACUUGACAAAGUGUUUAAUUGUCCUUUCUGCAAUCAUGGUCGAUCUUGUGAAGUUAUCUUGCAACGGGAUAACAAUAUUGGUUACAUUAAGUGUACAAUAUGUUUAGAAGACUUCCAGACUAAAAUAAAUUAUCUUAGCCAAGAGAUUGAUGUCUACAAUGAUUGGAUCGAUGCUUGUGAAGAAGCAAAUGCCUAAUGCAGACACCUAAUAUUUAUAUGGGUUUAUUAUGCGCUGUACAGAAGACGACGGGCAUUUCACUGUACAACAGCAGGCAGUGCAAAAUAUGCUUUAGAUGACAAUCGACUUCUUUCAUGUUUCGUAAAUACGAC
This is a messenger RNA of Schistosoma curassoni, 386 nucleotides long. NCBI's taxonomy places the organism in Eukaryota, Metazoa, Platyhelminthes, Trematoda, Strigeidida, Schistosomatidae. The record is from the annotation of a GenBank genome assembly.